CACAAGCUACUUGCCAUUUCAAUCAAACACACUUCAUCCAUCCUCGAUAAAAUUGAAGAAAAAUCCAUAAAAAUCUUUGUAAAAUCGAAAAUUAAACAAUUCGAGCUUUAUUAAUUAAAGUGUGCUUUUGUGGAAGUCGUGACAAACUUUAAGCGAAUAAUAAUAGUGUAUUAUCUAUAGCAGGACUAAUUUAAAAGAAGGCCCGUUUACAAGGUCGAUACGAAUAAAGAGUGCCACAUGAAGUGUUAUUUUGAUUUGAGAAGGAACAAUAAAUUAAAAUAAUAUUGCUCUUGAUUGAUGCGAUAUAUGCAAUACGAAAUGAAAACGUAGUCAACAAACCUGAAUGGAAAUCUUAAAUACCAUCAUAUUUUUUUGGGGUUGUGGAUUUUUGAAGUUCACUGAUUGAAUUACCAUUUGUCGUGAAGUACGAGUACUCGUGGAUUCGUGGAUUCGUUGAUUGAAACGAUCCUAGUUUGUGGAUAUUAAGCAAGAAAGAGUGAAAAGUGGGAGCGAGCGAAGAAGCUGUUCGCCCUUGUCAAAUUGCAAAUUGUAUAGGGUAAAGUGGAUAGUGCCGUGUCGCUGGUUGCUCGUUGCUGUUUGCUCGUUUAUGUGAUUCGUUGAGUCAGUCGUCGGGUAAUUUUCAUUCGUGCGGUUGUCUUUGAAUUGAUAGUUGGUGUUUGUCUAUUAUAUUAGCUAAAAUUUGCAUAUUAAAAAAGCGAGUUUUGAUUUAGUUUAUUUUUUUAAAUUAUCCAAAGAAAUAUUUUGGAAAACACUCCCGAUUUUUUCUUGUCUCCGUGUUAGUAAAAAGCCGUCAAAAUUGAAUCCACGAAGAUUGACGAGACUUUUUCCUCCUCUUCGACUGCGAUGGAGGAUAAAGCAACAACAAAAGAUCUGGAUCAAUGGAUUGAGCAGUUGAACGAAUGCAAUCAAUUGACGGAAACACAAGUGCGAACCUUGUGCGAUAAGGCGAAGGAGAUCCUUUCAAAGGAAUCAAAUGUUCAGGAGGUGAAAUGUCCGGUCACAGUGUGUGGAGAUGUACACGGACAGUUUCAUGACUUAAUGGAACUCUUCCGGAUAGGCGGCAAAUCUCCCGACACAAAUUACUUGUUUAUGGGUGAUUAUGUUGAUCGUGGGUACUAUUCGGUGGAAACGGUCACUUUGCUUGUGGCAUUAAAAGUACGUUAUCGGGAAAGAAUUACAAUUCUGCGCGGCAACCAUGAGUCCCGACAAAUUACGCAAGUUUACGGAUUCUACGAUGAAUGCCUGCGAAAGUAUGGAAAUGCAAACGUUUGGAAGUAUUUUACCGAUCUGUUUGAUUACUUACCACUGACGGCAUUAGUCGAUGGCCAAAUAUUUUGUUUACAUGGCGGUCUCAGUCCAUCAAUCGACAGUUUGGAUCAUAUCCGUGCUCUGGAUCGACUUCAAGAGGUGCCACACGAGGGCCCCAUGUGCGAUUUACUGUGGUCCGAUCCUGACGACAGGGGCGGCUGGGGCAUUUCACCACGUGGUGCCGGCUACACAUUUGGUCAGGAUAUUUCGGAAACGUUCAACAAUACAAAUGGACUGACACUGGUAUCACGCGCUCAUCAGUUGGUCAUGGAAGGAUACAAUUGGUGCCAUGAUCGGAAUGUUGUUACAAUAUUCUCUGCGCCAAAUUAUUGCUAUCGCUGCGGUAAUCAAGCGGCUCUAAUGGAAUUAGAUGAUUCACUUAAGUUUUCAUUCCUACAAUUUGACCCAGCACCUCGUCGUGGUGAACCACACGUCACACGAAGAACACCAGAUUAUUUCCUAUAAGAGAAUUCUUCACACAUUUACAUAUAUUAUACAUACAUUUAUAUAAAUGCAAAAAAAAGGUCAGCAGAAAAGGCAACAAAUACAAAAUUAUUUAUAUAAAUUUAAUUCCAACCAUAAGAAAUGAAGGAAACAAUAAAAAAUAAGUAAAAUCAAUGUAGUUGAAGUAAAAGGAAAUAACUGAAUGUAACACCAGAUGUUAGCAGAUAUACUGAUCGGAAGAUGACAAUUUGCUUGCUGAAAUGGGUGAGACUACAAACGGUAUUAGACGCGAUAUAUUAUAAGGCAACAGCAGACUUGAAAGAAAGAAACCUAUAAAUAUGUGUUUACUUUGUAGGCGGUAGUUUGAGGCUUACAAGAGGCAGCCAAAAUGCAACAAAUUAUGAAUGGGGGAAAGCCUUAGUAAGUGCAAACGAAAACUCCAAAUAUUAUGCACUCUUUAUUUAAAAUUAAAAACAUUUGCUCGGAUAGACUCACAUUCGACCAUCAUUUCUCUAGAAGAAAAAACGCGAAGUAAUCACCGUUAAAGAGGAAAAGCGAAGAUAACAGAAAUGAAUAUAUUUAAUAUUCAAACAUUAAUGCAACUAAAAAAAUACGUUACGCAGUGAAGCCGAUAAAAUACAUAAAUACACAAAGUAAACUAAUAAAUUAAAUUCGUAAUUUAAUACAAAACAAAUUUAAAUUAAAAUUUUUAAGAAAGAUAUAAUUUCUAGAAAUCGUGUAUAGACAUAACCUUUACGCCCAAUUAAAUUAUUCAAGGAUAAAAUAGGAUCAUUGUCUUUAGAUGCGAAAAUAAAAACUAUGGCAAAAAAAAAAUAAAA
Molecule: messenger RNA, 2612 nt
Organism: Anastrepha ludens (Mexican fruit fly)
Lineage: Eukaryota; Metazoa; Arthropoda; Insecta; Diptera; Tephritidae
Gene: mts
Product: serine/threonine-protein phosphatase PP2A
Exons: 4
Coding region: 865-1794 (309 amino acids)
Biological process (GO): mitotic cell cycle; peptidyl-serine dephosphorylation
Cellular component (GO): cytosol
Molecular function (GO): protein serine/threonine phosphatase activity
Source: RefSeq, a predicted model, not a curated record